CCGCCGCUUGUUGGUGUAUACUGUCGAAAGUGCUGUUGGAGAACUGGGACCAUUCAUUCGCCAGGGCAGCUGGGAUUAUGAAGAUGGCGUGCCUUUUAGAAGCUCCUAUACGAAUGAGUGUUCUGUCGGAAGUUACAGCAAGUAGUCGCCAUUAUGUUGACAGACUUUUUGAUGCUGAUCCACAGAAAGUGCUACAGGGUGUCAUAGAUAUGAAAAAUGCAGUGAUUGGAAAUAACAAGCAGAAGACUAAUCUGAUUGUUUUGGGAGCAGUUCCACGAUUGCUUUAUUUACUUCAGCAGGAGACUUCUAGCAUAGAACUGAAAACAGAAUGUGCUGUUGUGCUAGGGAGUCUAGCGAUGGGAACAGAAAACAAUGUCAAAUCAUUAUUAGACUGCCACAUUAUUCCUGCCUUGUUGCAAGGUUUACUGUCUACAGACUUGAAGUUCAUUGAAGCAUGCCUCAGAUGUCUUCGUACCAUUUUUACUAGCCAAGUCACUCCAGUUGAACUACUGUACACUGAUGCUUCAGUGAUCCCACACCUUAUGUUACUAUUGAGUAAAUCACGAUAUACCCAAGAAUAUAUUUGUCAGAUAUUUUCCCAUUGUUGCAAGGCGCCAAAUCAUCAAACAAUUUUAUUUAACCAUGGUGCUGUUCAGCAUAUUGCUCAUCUUCUGAAAUCAACACCCUACAAGGUUCAAAUGCAAGCACUAAAAUGCUUUUCAGUUUUAGCAUAUGAAAACCCACAAGUUUCCAUGACCCUUGUAAAUGUGUUGGUUGAUGGAGAACUUCUACCUCAAGUUUUUGUAAAAAUGAUGCAACGAGACAAGCCUAUUGAAAUGCAGCUAACAGCAGCCAAAUGUUUGACAUACAUGUGCAGAGCCGAAGCUAUCAGGACUGAUGAUAACUGCAUUGUUUUAAAGGUAAGUGAAACAUUCACAAGGAUCUAA
This is a messenger RNA of Protopterus annectens (West African lungfish), 947 nucleotides long. RefSeq names its product armadillo repeat-containing protein 8-like. Gene Ontology annotation, cellular component: GID complex. The coding region runs from base 78 to 947 and encodes 289 amino acids. The transcript is spliced from 10 exons. Gene Ontology annotation, molecular function: protein binding. The record is from RefSeq and is a predicted model, not a curated record. Gene Ontology annotation, biological process: proteasome-mediated ubiquitin-dependent protein catabolic process. NCBI's taxonomy places the organism in Eukaryota, Metazoa, Chordata, Ceratodontiformes, Protopteridae.